Eruca vesicaria subsp. sativa (arugula) is the source of this 1320-nucleotide messenger RNA. NCBI's taxonomy places the organism in Eukaryota, Viridiplantae, Streptophyta, Magnoliopsida, Brassicales, Brassicaceae. The record is from the annotation of a GenBank genome assembly.
GUAUUUGUGUGAUCAAUAAGGCCUUUGGCCAUUCCCACUGAUCAAUCAACAACAAACUUUAUUUUACUCAUCCACUUAUUCUGUCUAUCUUUCUCUUUCUUAUUCUUCCUCCUCUCAUCUUAUUCUUCUUUCUUCCUCUGCAUAUUUUCGAAUCUUAUUUUCUUGCAACCAAAUCUCUCAAGAAAGUUCUAGAUCUUGUUCAAUUUCUUCACUUCAGAUGAAAGUAGAUAAAUAUUAGUGAUUCUUCGAAUUCCGCAUCUGUGUGAGAAGAUCAUACAUCCCCUGGCUUAAGUGGAAUGUCUCGUUAAGCUGAUUGUUUAGCUUUAGCUGAGAUUUCAGUUACAAAAUCAAUGAUGGAUUCACAGCCAAUCAACGCAGAGCAACAACCAACCACCCAAACUCUCCACCACCAAAUGAUCCCUUCCGAGUUGACUCAAGACGAGUUCGCCGAGUUAACCAACUCAAUCACCGAGUUCCACACCUACCAACUCGGUCCGGGCCGCUGCUCCUCCCUCCUCGCCCAACGCAUCAAAUCCCCGCCGGAGACCGUCUGGUCCGUCGUGAGACGCUUCGACAAGCCUCAGACAUACAAACACUUCAUCAAAAGCUGCUCCGUCGACGAAGGCUUCGAGAUGCGCGUGGGGUCCACGCGCUACGUGGACGUGAUCAGCGGCCUUCCCGCGAACACGUCGAGGGAGAGGCUCGACCUCCUCGACGACGGUCGGAAGGUGACGGGGUUUAGCAUCACCGGAGGGGAGCACAGGCUGAGGAACUACAAGUCGGUGACGACGGUUCACGGGUUCGAGAGAGAAGGGAGGGUUUGGAGCGUUGUGUUGGAGUCUUACGUUGUUGAUGUGCCGGAAGGGAACUCGGAGGAGGAUACGCGUUUGUUUGCUGAUACUGUGGUGAAGCUGAACCUGCAGAAACUUGCGUCGGUUGCUGAAGGGAUGGAACGGAAUAGCGCCGGUGAGGGGAGAGAGUCUCCGGUGAUGUGAUAUGUUUGGUGGAGGAAGAAUAAAUGAGAAUACGACAAAAAUUGGGGAAUAUUCUUCUUUUUUUUUCUCUAUGUUUAAUUUCAUUUGGAAAAAAAAAGACUUUUAAUGAAUUGUAAUUGGCUCCUUUGAUUAUUGAUAUAUUUCGUUUUUAACUCUUGUUCUCUCCUGGAUAAUUGGAAACUGGAGUUAAAGUGUUAGAUAGCAUUUAAGGGUAAAAUUAUUUUCGGUUAGCCAGGAACUGAUGAUAACAACUUUAAUAUUUUUAAUAAAAAAAUUGUAAUUUUAGUUUGUACUCUCGUAUUACGAAUUUAUUGUAUUUUUAGAU